This is a messenger RNA of Populus nigra (black poplar), 3620 nucleotides long. RefSeq names its product protein EIN4. Gene Ontology annotation, molecular function: ethylene binding; ethylene receptor activity; protein binding. Gene Ontology annotation, biological process: response to ethylene; phosphorelay signal transduction system. NCBI's taxonomy places the organism in Eukaryota, Viridiplantae, Streptophyta, Magnoliopsida, Malpighiales, Salicaceae. The record is from RefSeq and is a predicted model, not a curated record. Gene Ontology annotation, cellular component: endoplasmic reticulum; endoplasmic reticulum membrane. The transcript has 2 exons. Bases 1014 to 3305 code for a protein of 763 amino acids.
CCCUCUUUCAUGGGGGUUGAUGAGAGAGAAGCAGAGAGUGUCUAGGUUCUCUUCACCUUCACUCUGUGGGGACCCCACUUCUUAAACCCUUUCCAUCCUUUUCGCUCUCAACCUUGAAAAAAAACCUACACUUUCAGCUUCGGACACACUUCCUUCAACUCUCUCUCUCUCUCUCUCUCUCUCUCUCUCGCAUCCUAUCACAUCACAUCUUAACGCUAUAUCUCUCUCUUUGAUCUUUGUUAGAAAAGAGAGGGAGGGAGAGAGGGAACUUCUGCUUAUGACAAGAAAACAAAGAAAACGGAAGAUCUUUUCUUGCUCUUCUUCUUCUUUGUGAGAGUGAUUGAUAGCUCAUACAGCAACAAUAUCUGAGAAUCUUUUUUUUUUCUUUUUUUUAACAGUGAUUUGAAAAGCUGAGACAUUUUGAUCUGGGUUUUAUUAAUAUACCACAAAGGGAGUAGUUGGUUUUGGCGUGGACAGGUGGUUUUGAUUCAAGAGGGAACAAGGUGUAUUCUUUUUACCUUCUUUUAUUUGGUCCGCUCUUCAUUUCUGAUCCCUCCUUUUAUACUCCAAAGUGAUAGAUAGAUAGAUAUUUGUUUUCAAUUUAGAAUUUAGAAUUUUGGUUUUUUUUUUUGUUACUUUUGUUGUAUGGCUAUCUAAAUAAUUGGAGCAAUGGAGAGAUGAGCAGUGGUAGGGAAAUGUGCUAAAGACUACUGGUGGUGGAAAAAGAUUAUAGUUGUCUGAUUUCUUUUUCUUGGGAUCUGUAAGAUCUUGAAUUUUAGUUGAUCUUGUUGUUGAUUUUUAGUGUAAAAUUCAGAUUGGUAUGUUAAAUCUUGAAGUGUUGGGCAUGGCUUUUUAGUUCAUGGAAUGUAUGUUCAUGCUUGGGGUUGUAGAGAUAUAGUUCAAGUAGUUUUCUUUCAUUUUUUAUUUUUGUUUAUUAGGAAAUACUAGAGAUUUGUAAGAAUUGAAUUAGGGCAGAGACAAGAAUGCAUUAGGCCAGUGUUCAUUUGGUUGCAAUGUUAAGAGCAUUAGCUCCUAGAUUCUUGUUGAUUUCAUAUCUAGUGAUCUUGGUCUCUGCCAGUGACAAUGACUUUGUAAAUUGUAAUUGCGAUGAUGAGGGUUUUUGGAGUAUACACAACAUUCUAGAAUGUCAGAGAGUGAGUGAUUUUUUGAUUGCAGUUGCCUAUUUUUCGAUACCAAUUGAACUUCUUUACUUUGUUAGCUGCUCCAACUUUCCUUUCAAAUGGGUCCUUCUUCAGUUUAUAGCGUUCAUAGUCCUUUGUGGGCUGACGCAUUUGCUCAAUGCAUGGACUUAUUAUGGACCGCACUCAUUCCAGCUGAUACUGUCCCUCACCAUUGCCAAGUUCCUCACAGCAUUAGUUUCAUGUGCAACUGCCAUAACCCUUUUAACUUUGAUUCCACUUCUUCUCAAAUGGAAAGUGAGGGAGCUUUUCUUAAAGCAAAAUGUGUUGGAAUUAGAUCAAGAGGUUGGGAUGAUGAAGAAGCAAAAGGAAGCCAGUUGGCAUGUUAGAAUGCUAACCCAAGAAAUUAGGAAGUCGCUUGACAAGCAUAUGAUAUUGUAUACCACUCUAGUUGAGCUUUCUAAGACUUUAGACUUGCAAAAUUGUGCUGUAUGGAUGCCAAACGAGAAUAGAAAGGAGUUCCAUCUCACCCAUGAGCUGAAAACUAAUUCAAAAAAUUAUCCUCUUUCUAUCUCUGUUAAUGACCCGGAAGUGUUAGAAAUACAAGGUAGCAAGGGGGUCAAGGUUUUGAGGCCUGAUUCGGCACUUGCGGCUUCAAGUGGUGGAGGUUCAGAGGAGUCAGGUGCUGUCGCAGCAAUCCGGAUGCCAAUGCUACAGGUUUCAAAUUUCAAAGGGGGGACACCUGAAUUAGUGGAUACUUGUUAUGCUAUACUGGUUUUGGUUCUUCCAAGUAUGAGUUCUAGAGGUUGGAGCUAUGAGGAAAUGGAAAUAGUGGAAGUAGUUGCUGAUCAGGUAGCUGUGGCAUUGUCUCAUGCAGCAGUUCUAGAAGAAUCACGAGUAAUGAGAGACAAGCUUAGUGAGCAGAAUCAUGCGUUGCAACAGGCUAGGAAGAAUGCAAUGAUGGCGAGCCUGGCAAGGAACUCAUUUCAAAAAGUGAUGAGCCAUGGGUUGAGGAGACCGAUGCACUCAAUCUUGGGCCUGCUUUCUAUGUUCCAAAAUGAGAAUAUGGGAUUCGAGCAAAGGAUUGUUAUUGACACAUUGGUGAAAACCAGCAACGUUCUUUCAACUUUGAUUAAUGAUGUGAUGGAAAUUUCAGCAGAAGAUACUGGAAGGUUCCCUUUAGAGAUGAGGCCCUUUCGUCUACAAUCCAUGAUCAAGGAAGCUUCUUGCCUUGCCAAGUGCUUGUGUGUGUAUAAAGGUUUUGGGUUUGAACUUGAUGUUCAGAGUUCUUUGCCUGAUUUAGUGAUAGGAGAUGAAAGAAGGGCCUUUCAAGUUAUUUUACACAUGAUUGGAUAUCUAUUAAACAUCUAUGAUGGUGGGGGAAAUGUUAUAUUUCAGGUUUCUUCAGAGAAUGGCAGUGAGGGCAAGACAGAUAGAAUGUUGGGGAUGUGGAAACCAAAUGCUCCAGAUGAGUUUGUAUGUAUAAAGUUUGACAUGGAGAUCAGUGAGGGAAGUUCUCUCUCAGAUGUAGCUAGCUCAACGACAAACUCUUCUGGUAAAAGGCAAAACAGUGCUAGAGUUAAGGAGGGCCUGAGCUUCAGCAUGUGCAAAAGGCUUGUACAGAUGAUGCAAGGUAAUAUCUGGAUAUCUUUGAACCCUCUGGGUUUUGCACAAGGCAUGACUCUGGUUCUCUGGUUUCAAAUUCGGCCAUCUUAUGGAAGAGCCAUAUUUUCCCUGGGAACUUCCUCACAACAACCAAAUUCCAAUUCUCAGUUCAGAGGCCUUAGUGUUAUACUUGCUGAUGAUGAUCAUGUAAAUAGGACCGUGACCAAGAAGCUACUUGAGAAGUUAGGCUGUGAAGUGACUGCUGUUUCAUCUGGGUUUGAAUGCCUUAGUGCUCUUAGCUCUGCUGAAAACUCUUUCAUACUAGUUGUUUUGGAUCUUCAAAUGCCAGAAAUGGAUGGUUUCGAAGUGGCAACACGAAUCCGGAAGUUUCGAAGUCGUAAUUGGCCAUUGAUUAUAGCUGUGACUGCCAGUGCCGAGGAUAAUGUUUGGGAGAGAUGCCUACAAAUGGGAAUGAAUGGAGUGAUUCGAAAACCUGUUCUCUUACAAGGGAUGGCAGAUGAGCUUCGAAGAGUUCUGCAGAGGGCUGGUGAAGGGUUGUGAAAAUAAGUUGUAAAGAUGAUCAGACAUUGGUUCAUAGAACAAUCGUUCAGGGUUCUUCAGUCAGCUCUUCAUCAAAAUCCAGCAUUGGGAUGUUUAACGUAACGUUAUACUUCAUUUACACACAGUGUAAACUUCUACUUUUUUCUAACCAUUUUCCUUGUCGAGCUCAAUGGCUAGAAUUUCAUAGAAUGGAUAAUGAGAAAUAACAUUAUUUUGAUGUCUCCUCAUGAGAAAUAACAUUUCUAUAUAACAGUAAAAGGAACUAGAAUAUGAUUCACAGAAGUGAAAUAAUACAGAUAGAUUGAACUUUCCACA